Molecule: messenger RNA, 3205 nt
Organism: Calliphora vicina (urban bluebottle blowfly)
Lineage: Eukaryota; Metazoa; Arthropoda; Insecta; Diptera; Calliphoridae
Exons: 4
Coding region: 523-1845 (440 amino acids)
Biological process (GO): lipid homeostasis
Cellular component (GO): endoplasmic reticulum; membrane
Source: RefSeq, a predicted model, not a curated record
AAAGAAAGAAUUUAAUUAUAAAAUAAAAGAAAAACAAUAAUUUUUAUAUAAAACAAAGCAAGCAUGUGUUUUUAAACAAAAUUUCUUUUUAUUUUAGCAACAUCAAGCCAAUAAAAAUCUUAAUAAAAAUGUGUUAAUUACUGUGAAAAGAAAAGUAUUAAAAAGAUAACCUUAAAAUUCCCCCUUUCAUUUUAAUUUCUUUUCGGGCCUUUUAACAACAAAAAACAGCAACAGUUUGUUAUUUGUCUGCUGAUUAAUAACAGCUGUUAACAAAAUAACAACAACAACAACUAACUAACUAAAGAAAUGAAAAAAAGACUCUCUUCAACACUCUUAAUAUAAAAGAAAACCUCAACAAAUUACUCAAAUAAAAGAACAGUUAUAUUAAAAACUUCCUUUAAUAACUUCCUCUCUCUCUUUAGUGGGAAAAUAAAGUAAAUAAAACAAAACAAAGCACACACACACACACAAUUACCCACGCACACACUCAUCCAAAACACCUGCAAACAAUCCCGUUUCAAUAUGGUGGCUGCUGGUGGUUUUAAACAACAAUUGCGUACCAAUCGCUGUUAUGUCUCGUUAGCCUGUUCCAUUGGCUCAAUUAGUUUGGCCCUGGGCAGCCUGUUUCAAAUACCCAAUACCACGGAUCGUAUUUCCAUGCAGCGUGGCUUGUUUCUAACCUCACUGGGCUUUAUUUACUUCAUUUCGUUGACGGAUUUCUGCAAUAAAUAUUUGUUGGAGACAAAACAUGGCAUUAAAUUUCGCAAGAAAUAUCGUCUCAUGAUGUCGGAUGUUAUGGAUAUGACCAAUAAAAUUGUCUCCGCCAUACAGGCUUCAUUUUCAUUCCUGGUUGGUUUAAUUGUUUGCAAAUCAACCUGCAGUAAAACAUUCGUUUAUGCUUCCCACUGCCUGAUGGAGGGCUAUGGUUGGUUCGGCACCGCCUACUUCAUGUACGACAUCUGGUCCAUGUAUCAAGUGCAUACACAAAAAAUCGCCGAUAAAUUGAAACUCAUGAAGUUGACCUCGUCGGCCUCCUUCACACCCAAACCGCUAGUCGGCCAAAGUAAUGGCGGGCUUUAUGAUAAACAUAUUGCGCGCACCUUUAAUACCAGCGGCCAGCGUUUGGUGGCCUUGGACGAUGAAUUCGCUAAUGAUUUGGAUGUUAGCGAGGACAUGCAACAUGUCCGCCAUCAUGAGGAUGAAAUCUAUGAUUAUGAUGGUGAAACGGUGCAAAUUCCAGAAAAUGGUAAAUGGGGUUUCCUUAAAUAUGUUUUCACCCAUCCUGUCAUGAUGAUACAUCAUAUAUUUGUGGGCACCGUAGGAUUUUUGGUAGUCACUUACAUACGCGGCGGCGGCCAUUGCAUUUACAGCUACAUGUUUAUGAUGGAAUUCUCUACGCCAUUUGUCUCGUUGCGCAGUAUUUUAAGCACAUUGGGCAUGAAGGAAUCCCAACCCUAUAUUGUUAAUGGUUUGGUUAUGUUGGGUUCAUUUUUCGUGUGUCGUGUUUUAAUGUGGCCUUAUGUAAUGUGGCGCUAUAGUAUUGAGAUAAAUGCCACAAUAUGGCAGGCCAUUUCCGGUCUACCUAUUGGCUGUAUUAUUGGCAUUUUAAUAUUAUUUUUGCCACAAAUCUAUUGGUUCUUUUUGCUGAUUAAAGGGGCUAUUAAGGUCUUUUUCCCGCCAUCUACUACAACGAAAAAAUCUCUAGCCGAUGGCCAGGACUCCAACAAUACAAACGGUAGUUUGAAAGCCUCGGUCUCCUCAAAUUUAUCGAAUGGCUCUUUAACAACAACAACAAAUGGCAAUGGUUCUAUACCGUCUUUAGUAAACAAAGCAAAACCCUCCUAAACAUUGAAACUUUUAAAUUAAUAUUGUUAAAAACCUAUAUAAGUUAAACAUUUAUUUUGAGAAAAAAACAAAAAGAAAAACGCAAACAUAAACAAAUAUUUAAUAACAAAUUUAACUGUUAAAUCUAAUAACUAACUAUAAAUUUAGUCAUUUAGUUAAAUGAAAACAUACACAUAAUUACAUAAACAACAAAACACACACCAUCCCCCCCAUAAACAUUUCUAACUUAGAAUGUAUUUAAUUUUUUGUUGAGUUUUUUUUUAAAGAAAUUUUUCUAUUUUCAUUUUUUUAACUAGCGUUUUGAAAUUCAUUUAAACGCAUUUAGAAAUAUGCCUUUAUUUUUGCCUCAGUUGUUUAAAUUGUUAAUUUAAUUUUAAAAAACCACAAAAUACUUUCAAUAUUUUUAAUAUUUAAGGCAUUAAAAAAGACAAGACGUUGUUUUUAAUACAAAAUAGACAUCAAACUUUAUUUUAGGAAAAAACCAUAUUUAAAGUUAAGGUUUUGGAAACAUUACAUUUCUCUCCAGACCUUAAAAUCAAUCAUUCAAAUCACCAACUAUAAAACAAAUUAAUAGAAAAACUCCUAGAAACAAAAAUCAAAAUUUAAAUAAAAUCUAGAAAACAGAGCUUAUGCUUAAAUUGUUAAAGUUCUUUAAUAUAAAAAUAAGAACUCUACUUCCUACUACAACCAAAUAGGAAAACUAUUGUUAUAUUAAAACAAAAUUGUGGUAAAACUCUUACUCCACCACUCUCUCAUACCAUUAAAAUAAAACUUCCAUAUAAAAAAAAAAAAAACAUUUUAAAACAACUAACAAAAACGAAUAAAAAAUUAACUAGCAAAAACAAACAAAACCCAGCACAAAUUAAGAUUGUGUUCUGAAUUAUAUUAAAAAAGAAAAACAAAAAAAAAUUUUACAACAAUUUUGUUUUAAAUGUUAUUGCAAAAAAUAAACAUAUAUUAACUUGUAUAAAAAUAUAUAUUUUUUAAAAAACAAGCAGCUUUUUUUUUUGUAAACUGUUAUACAAAACUGUUAUAUAAACUAUUAAAGAGAAAAACAAAUUAAACAAGAAAUAUAUGCUCUAAUUGUCUAUGUUUAAAACCAAAAAAAAAAUAUAUAUAUGAAAUUUAACGAAAAACCAAUCAACCAGAUUUUAAAUUAUUAUUGUAUGUCUUAACUCUCAACCACUAACAACAAGGAAUGAAAAAAACAACAAAAAAACGAGUACAAUUUGUGAAAAAAAAAGUUUUAAAUAGGAAAUUGAAGAGAAAACCAUAAUAACAACUAAAAGAAAACUUAUAAAAAAUAUAUAUUAAAACAACAAAACAGGAAAUAUUAAACAAAAAACUAAAAAAAAACAAA